AUGUCCAGCCUUGCUCUGCUUCUACUGUACUGCCUGUUCAGCCGUGCUCUUUCAAUCCCGGUCUUUGUGCCUUCCCAGGUUUCAUUACACAGCGACAAGAUUGACAAGACCGACGAUGAGAGUCUCUUCCGCUCCAACAGACAUGCAUCCGUAUCCUCGCUUCAAGGAUCUUUCCGAAUCGUCGGUCAGUCAGGUGUCCCGGCCAUGGCUGCGGUGCUGAUGCCCAAUGGCAAUGUGGUCUUCCUCGACAAAGUCGAAAAUUACACUCAAUUGACCCUAGACAAUGGCCGGUACGCCUAUUCGGCCGAUUUCAACUUGACUACAAAUACGCCGCGCGGUUUACCAUAUACUACAAACGCCUUUUGUACCGGUGGUGCAUUUCUUGCCGACGGUUGUGUUAUAUCAGUUGGUGGUAACGGACCUCUAUCAGAUAUCGAUCCGACAGUUGGCGACGGUUUUCGUGCAAUACGUUAUCUCGGGCAAAAUUACCAGCACAAAGGUUGGGAAGAGCCAGGUCAUUCACUCUCUAGCCCACGUUGGUACGCUAGCGUUCAGAUGCUGCAGGACAAGACCAUUCUCGUGAUGUCCGGUAGUCUCAACGCCUGGGACCCGAACAGGGUGGAAAACAACAACCCCACAUUUGAGAUACUAGACGAAAAUGGCCGUGGAAUCAGCGAUAGUAUCGUUCUCCCUAUCCUCGAGAGGAAUUGCCCGUACUAUAUGUAUCCUUUCUUACAUCUGCUGAAAGACGGGAACGUCUUCAUCUUCGUGGCUCGCUCGGCGGAAAUAUUCGAUGUCGAGAACAAAAUGACCAUUCAAGAUCUGCCCGAUCUCCCGGGGAAAUACCGAACGUAUCCAAAUACAGGUGGGAGCGUUCUCCUUCCUUUGACCAAUGACAAAUCAUGGGAACCUGAAAUUAUGGUUUGCGGUGGAGGGGAAUAUGUCGACAUCGACAGCCGUGCCGAUUCCACUUGUGGACGGAUCCAGCCACUGUCCGACGAUCCUGAAUGGGAAGUUGAGUAUAUGCCAGAGGCUAGAGUUAUGAUAGAGGGCUUGCUUCUUCCAGAUGGGACCGUUCUUUGGUUGAACGGUGCUGGAUGGGGAGCUCAAGGUUUUGGAAUUGCCAAAGAUCCAUGCCAUGAUGCUCUAUUAUAUGAAUCCGACCAGCCGCCAGGAUUCAGAUGGAGCAUUGUUGGUAUCUCCAAAAUACCUCGUUUGUAUCAUUCCGUGGCGAUAUUGCUUUUGGAUGGCACCGUCAUGGUUACUGGCUCCAACCCCGCAGAGCAGCCCAUUCUCAACCCUGACCGUAGCAGCCCGUCCACAGCGUACGAAACCGAUUUUCGAGUGGAAAUCUUCACACCCCCUUACCUCUCUGGAGAUAAGGCCUCGAGACGGCCGCUAGACAUUUGGAUCUCGCAUGAGGAUCUCACGGCAGACGGUAGCAAUUUUUUCGUCUCUUUCACCAGCAGGGAUGAUGCGGAAUCUUUGCAGAUUGCUCUGUACCAUGGCGGAUUUGUGACUCACUCACUCCACAUGGGCCAACGGAUGCUUUUCCUUGACUUUGAGAACUUUCUUCCGGGGUCAAAAUAUCAGAUGGUGAAAGUGACAAUGCCGCCGUCUAGCAGCAUUGCUCCAGCUGGGCCGUACGUUCUCUACGUGGUGCUUGAUGGGGUUCCUGGUGUGGGCCAGUUUGUCAUGGUAAAGUAA
This is a messenger RNA of Talaromyces rugulosus, 1707 nucleotides long. RefSeq lists its product as uncharacterized. The transcript has a single exon. Lineage: Eukaryota; Fungi; Ascomycota; Eurotiomycetes; Eurotiales; Trichocomaceae. Bases 1 to 1707 code for a protein of 568 amino acids. The record is from RefSeq and is a predicted model, not a curated record.